AGUGAGUCGAAGUGGUGGAUCGCUCGUAUAGACACAACUAAACGUUCUUUUCAGCCCCUCGCACAGUCGCAUGUAGUACGUAGUCUCCAACGGUUGCUACACGUGACGCGCGACUUCACUAAAUUUACUUAAAAACUUUGUUGGCUUUUCAAUUGUCUUAACAAUUGUUCAACUAUGGAGAUUGAUAUCUUUUUAAAGCAGUGAUUUAUGAAAAUUUAUUGGAAGUUUGAAGUGUUGAUGUUACAUUUAAGGUUAAAAUGUAAUCUUUUAAUUUUAUUAACAAUUAUAUUAUGGAGACAAUGAUGAUGGAAUGAGAAUGAUUUUAUUCUGACUAAGGAAUAGGUCAAGGGUUAACAUAUAUAAAGAUAAGACUUCAAACCUUUGAUACGAAAAUUUUUUGUCGCUUGAAAAUUUUUUCUUCAACGUAUCACACUGUUUUUUUGUGGAUUUCAUGGAAACAACUGCCUGUGUUCUCGUUAUAAUUGGACAAAAUAUUUACAACUGUAAAACAAUUAAAAGAGGAUGAAGAAAAAAUUCGCUUUACUAGCAUGAUUAAAAGUAUUGCGAAAGCGAUAUUUGGCUUUCUGCUGAUUUUGAAGAAUCUAGAAGCAGCCACUAUUGUGGAUCAUUUUGCUAACGAUGACUAUUUCUUGGAGCAUGAAGUAUCUUAUGAAGAUGCCAUUGCAAAGGCUAGAAACCUCAGUAUUUCACAAGAUCCUAUACCUGGAUGUAAAGCAUGUACGUACGAAGAGAUGACCUACUGUAAAGACGGAAGUGUUAUUAGUGAUCAUUGUUGCUGUGACAGUACCUAUGAUAGGGUGUUUUCUUUCGUCGAACAUGUAUGUUAUAUUGGACGACAUGCGUGCAAAUCGAAAGCUGAUAACUGUGCUGAAUAUGAAAGACUAAAAAAGUGCUGUUGCUACUCAUACUUGAGCUCUGUUUGGAAAUAUCGUGCUGGUGGUGUUGACGCCAUAAAACCAAAUCUACUGAUAUUUUUCAAACUUUUACUGUUACCUUACAUACUUCAAAGAAUAUUUUGAUGGAUAUUUUAUAAAUGUAAAGAUGUACUAUAUAAGUAUCAAGUGUAAAGCAUGCUUUUGGUGUAAUAAAUUAUUUUUUAUAGUUA
Chelonus insularis is the source of this 1126-nucleotide messenger RNA. RefSeq lists its product as uncharacterized. The transcript has 6 exons. The record is from RefSeq and is a predicted model, not a curated record. Bases 549 to 1040 code for a protein of 163 amino acids. NCBI's taxonomy places the organism in Eukaryota, Metazoa, Arthropoda, Insecta, Hymenoptera, Braconidae.